AUGACGAGGCUCCCGCCGAAGCCGGGUCGCCCUUGCUUCGCAAGUGAGCCCACCACCCUGCGAAGAUCCCCAGCUGCAGCCUUGUCUGCGCAGCCGCGACCCAAAGGAGGCGCGGCCCUGAAAAGACGGGAGGUGCCGCAAGCGACCUUCCAGGUCUCUCACGGUCCAGCACUCACUGCAGGCCACCGUGCCCAAGCUUUGCCCCCCUCGAGGGUGGUGACCCAGGUGGUGUCGGAGCCCAUUACACCGGAAAUCACCGAGGGCCCGCAGCUGUUCCCGACAAAAGUCGUCGUGGAGCCCCUUGAGGAGCUGACGAAGGCUCUCGACCACGGUGCAGAGGCAGAGGGGGCGGCGCUCAACAGCAAUCCCUUCGACUACACUGACGGCGGUCUCGGGUCAGCGCGAGAAGCGAGCUUCGUGUCACAGAAGCUCGUUCAGUCGUCACCACAGGCCCUGGAGGAUACUGUGGUGGAAGACCACAGCAUCAGCCCCAUAGGCAACACGCAAACCAGUCCUGAGGCCUCCUCCACUCCUCGGCGGCGAGCCAUGCCAGCGACGCAUGUCUACAUUCGCCCGCCCGUCUCGCCGGAGGAAGCCACCACGCCCACAGAGAGUGUUGGAGAAGCUACCACAAAGAUUGCCGGCAUCAUUGCCGAAGCAGAGGCGAACAUCAUGAGAUGCAUGACGUCCGGAGGCAACUGGUCCUCGGAGGCAUCGGAGUUGGGGCAGUUGGCUUCAGGCACUAUCCACGAACUCCGGCUCAGCGGUUUGAUUGCAGGUGAUUGCAUGAAGCUGAAGGAGAACGUGGAGGACUUGAAGAGCCGGAUGAUGAGCUUGGCGGAUGAGAACCGCCGCCUCAAGGGUCAGCUCGGACAACGACCGGCGGAGCCGGAGAUUUCGAGGGCCUCGACGCCGCCGUUCUCCGACGCGCAGGGCGCGCUGCUGGCCCAACAGCAGCUGAUCGUGCAGCAGAUGCAGCAGCAGCAACAGCUGAUGCACCAGCUCCUCACGAACCAACUGCAGCAGAGACGAGGAGACUCCACGCCACCAGCGCCGGAUCCAUCCACCGUAGCUCCCUCGAAGGCCCAGGAGCCGUCCUUCGCAGAGAGGACGCGCAUCAGCAGGUACGUCGUGCCCGCGGCGACAGCCGGGCCAAGGGGAGCCUCCAUGGUCUUAUCCCAACAGCCCUGGCAGGCCCCGUUGCAAGUCCAAGAGAACUUCUUUGCGCGCCCUCCUGGUCCUAGCCUGUCGACGACGUGCACCACCCUUCCGCAGGUCGCGCCUCCGGUCCUUUCACCGAGGUCGUCUCGGACGAGUUUGCAGGUCACCCCGCGACAGAGUGCCUUCGCAGCUGCACCUAGUGUCCUGGCGACCUCGCGGGCGAGCUCGGUGCCCUCACUCCGGGGUCGCGGUGCAGGAGGAAGGGCUGCGGGGACGCAGCCGACGUUGUCGCCGUUCCAGACGGAGCCCUUCUUGCACGUGCCGACGCUUCCGCCGGCGACGGUACCAACCUUCGUGCAGCCCGUACCUGUCUCCUUCACACCACGUUCUAUGCAGCCGGCUCGUUGCGCUUCCCUCGAGCGCAUCGGCUAUCAGUCGUUGGCAAGCAACGGAUCGGCCCAGACACUUGGGCCGGCGCCACCACUGAUGACGCCGCAGGUGUCGCGCGCCUCUGAGGGCAUCCCUGCCGAACCGUUGGCGACGGAUGCCCUGCCGAAGGACGGGCGGGUCCUUUCUGCGGUGCGGCUCCAUCCCUCCAGCUCUGUUUAUCCACCUGCUGUGCGGUCGACCAGCCGGUCGUCGACAGUGCGAAGCUACGUCUGCGGCCUCCCUGCCUGA
Molecule: messenger RNA, 1839 nt
Organism: Symbiodinium sp. CCMP2592
Lineage: Eukaryota; Dinophyceae; Suessiales; Symbiodiniaceae
Source: the annotation of a GenBank genome assembly